Messenger RNA from Trichosurus vulpecula (common brushtail), 1535 nucleotides. RefSeq names its product 8-oxoguanine DNA glycosylase (gene OGG1). The record is from RefSeq and is a predicted model, not a curated record. Lineage: Eukaryota; Metazoa; Chordata; Mammalia; Diprotodontia; Phalangeridae. Gene Ontology annotation, molecular function: 8-oxo-7,8-dihydroguanine DNA N-glycosylase activity; damaged DNA binding. The transcript is spliced from 6 exons. Bases 52 to 1254 code for a protein of 400 amino acids. Gene Ontology annotation, cellular component: nucleus. Gene Ontology annotation, biological process: nucleotide-excision repair; base-excision repair; base-excision repair, AP site formation.
UCGCCUUAUCGGGCGGUACAGUGGGUGUCCCUCGGUCUCACCUCUCUGGGCAUGCAGCAUCGCACCCUCGCCUCGGCCCCUGGCCUGUGGGCCUCCAUCCCCUGUCCCCGCUCCGAGCUGGACCUGGACCUGGUACUGUCCUCGGGCCAGUCCUUCAGGUGGAGAGAGCAGAGCCCGGGGUACUGGACGGGGGUCCUGGACGAGCGGCUGUGGAGUCUGACCCAGGCGGACGGCCGGCUGCACUACACCGUGUAUGGGGAGCCGGCCGGGCCCGGGGCCCCAGAGACCCUGCGCCGGUUCUUCCAGCUCCACAUCCGCCUGGCCAACCUGUACCGGCACUGGGCCUCCGUGGACCCUCACUUCCGGGAAGUGGCUCCGAGGUUCCCCGGAGUGCGACUGCUCAGACAAGACCCCGUGGAAUGUCUGUUCUCCUUCAUUUGCUCCUCCAACAACCACAUCUCGAGGAUCACCGGCAUGGUGCAGCGGCUGUGCCAGCACCUGGGGCCGCUGCUGGGACGGCUGGACGGCGUCUCCUACCACGGCUUCCCCAGCCUUCAGGCUUUGGCCAAAACUGAGGUGGAGCCUCAACUUCGGGAGCUGGGUUUUGGGUACCGUGCCCGCUUUGUGAGUGAGAGUGCCCGUGCCAUCCUGAACAAAUGGGGAGGACCCAGCUGGCUACAGCAGCUACGUUCAGCAUCCUACGAGGAAGCCCAACAGAACCUCUGCUCACUGCCUGGGGUUGGGGUAAAGGUGGCAGACUGUGUGUGUCUCAUGGCCCUGGACAAGCCCCAAGCUGUGCCUGUGGAUGUCCAUGUCUGGCACAUCGCCCACCGGGACUAUGGCUGGCAGCCCACUUCCAAGGGUCAGAAGAGCCUGAGCCAGAAGGCCAGCAAAGAACUGGGAGACUUCUUCCGGAGCCUGUGGGGUCCAUAUGCUGGCUGGACUCAAGCGGUUAGUGUCUUAUUCCCCCUGAGUUCCCCCAGCCUUUAUUCCAUCAAACCACACACACCCUCACACCCUCAUUGCAUUUUUCCUCCACCCCCUACAACUCUGAGCCCGAUGGGCUUGCCCUUCAGAGAGAAGACCCUCUACCCCACCUCCUUUCCUCAGGUGCUGUUCUGUGCAGAUUUGCGACAGGUCCCCAAACCACAGAUCCUCCAGGCAAAGGCAAAGCCUCAAAAGCGCAAAAGGGGGGCCUCUGAGGAGAACAGGGGCCCAGUGUCAAGGCAAGAGGACUCUGGAGACCCAAGGUGACAGGAAACUGUCUCCCUCUUCAGUAGCAUCAGAGAUCCUAGCCCCUCACCAGGGAAAGAUCCCUUCCUCCCCUCUCCCCUGCCCUACCCACCCUUGGGUUUGGGGGUUCCCUGACUUCCAGCAUCUACCUCAGGGCACUUUAGUUCCCCACAGCAGAUGGUCAGUUGUGCACUUUUGGGGAAAGGUAAGGAUUGGGAGGUGCCCACCAAGCUGAAGGCAUGAAACAAUCAAAUGGUUUUAACCUCUUCCCUUUAAUAAAAGAAUGAACAAUAAAAUAGAAA